Molecule: messenger RNA, 5353 nt
Organism: Orussus abietinus
Lineage: Eukaryota; Metazoa; Arthropoda; Insecta; Hymenoptera; Orussidae
Gene: stumps
Exons: 16
Coding region: 164-4456 (1430 amino acids)
Cellular component (GO): cytosol
Molecular function (GO): transmembrane receptor protein tyrosine kinase adaptor activity; fibroblast growth factor receptor binding
Source: RefSeq, a predicted model, not a curated record
ACGAACUACGGCAACCUGGACAGCCGACUCUGCCGCUAGGAAUAUCCCUCGCAAAACGUCAAACUCCUCUCUCCGACGGUGAAAGUCGAUACCAAAGACAGUCGACACCAAACCUAGUGGCGAAAGGCCAGUACCUGUUCCAAAGAAAAGACCGAAGAACACGAUGGCAGUCGACAACCCCUCGUAUUUCUCGCUGGCCGACGGAGGGGCGACUCCUGGGGCAGCCGGGGUAAGAGGAGCUUCCUUGGGCUUCUCUAGAACCGCUCGCCCGAAGAGAUUCGGGGCCUUCUUCAAGAAGAGGUCCGGGAAAAUGGGGGUGACCUCCUCCGCCAGCGUCGUGUCCACUUCUACGACUAGCACCCUGAUGCACCACGAGAGCAACAGGAGCAGCGCUUCAGGGUCUUCGAAGCCUUCCACCCCUGUCGAGGAAUUUAUCCCCAGUCUGCUGCAGCACUCCAGAAUCAACACCCUGGGCAGCCCUGGUGCCAACGGAGGGUUCAACGCCGGAGUGACCUUCAACGGCAACGGAGCUUUGGGUCUUCGUAGGAGCUUUCGCAGCCUCUUCCGCUCGGUGAGCACCAACUCGGACCCGGAGACGACCCAGCAGUUCCUGAAGGGAGAUCCAAGGCCUUCGGAUGUGGCUCCUCCCUCUCCGUACUUACCUCACAGGUCGCAUUCCCAUUCGGAGACCGAUCGGCGACGACCUGGACGUCGAAGGGUUCUGAAAUCGACCAGUGAGCUCCUCUCCAGUGACAUGGUCUACUGCGGCCUGCCUGGACACGAAGGCGCCGCCAUGUUGGAAAACAGUACCUUCUGCUGCAUCGAUCUCGACGACGAUGACGAAGAUGAAGACGACGAGGAAGACAUCACGGUGGACCCUUCCGAAGCCAAAGUUACAUUGGGAAUUGACGGAGCUAGGUAUUACAACGUCUCGACGUUGCCGAACCCAGGGUCCUCGAGUUCCGGAAGGAGGCAUUCGAUCGGAUCCUUCCUCGCAAAGGACAGGACCGCCGCCAGGACGAGGUCCAGGACGAGGAUUAAUAACAGACUCGACAUGUCGCCGACCCAUUCCGGGAGGAGACCAGGACAGUUCGUUGAGAGGUUCCUCUCAGAACCGAACGCUAAAAUCGGGGUGGACGUCGUCGACGCCAUUGUUCACGAAACGGAAGAUGGCGUCCCUGUUAAGGCUGUAGGGCGAAGAAGACGCAGAGACGGGGUUGGCAAACGUGGCCGGGCCGUUGUUGGCGGAAGUUCAACUGGACGUCGGAACGAGAUGUCCGCCCCGACGACCUCGCCGAGCCCGCCGGAAGUCGACGUGGUGUUCGUGUCCAGCAACGAGAGCGAGGUCUCCGCUCUCUGGGUGAACUACCUCGCGGCGUGCUUCGAGCAAAUUAGCCGACAGCAGAGCAGGCCGCCCUACAAGGUACGCCGAGUUACGGUGGAGGAGCCGAUACCACUGGACCUGAGGGGUAAAAUACGAAACUCGAAGCUGCAGAUCGUCGUCAUCUGUCCGGUUUUGUUGGAGCGAGCCGUAAGCAAAUCCUCGAUCCUGGCGAGCCUCACAAGCCAGCUGGCUCCUGAUAGAGUCCUGGCGAUGAUGCUGGGGGUCCACGAUGGUCACAUCACCAACGAGCACCGAGCAUCUCUCGCAUCGUACCCCCAAUGGCGGAAAUACUUCGUCAAGGAUCAGGACGAGACUUUCGUGGGGGAAUUCCUGGGAGCCGCAGUGGCCAUCCUGUCGACGACUCAGGUUACAGCGAUGCGGCCCGACAAGACAGGAUUCUCGGUCCUGCCGAAAAAAGUCAAGACUGGGCAGAGUCGAGUGAUCGCUCUUCUGAACGAUCCUUUGCUGCCGGAGGAUAAUGUCUCCGUGAUGGUGGAUCGCUGUGGCGAGGCGAUCGAGGUGAACCAGGUGAAGAGAAGAAAUCCUUACACCUUGCAGUUCUCCGUGCCCGAUAGGUGCCUGGAAGUUUCCAUGCUGAUCGGCGUCAGGAUAAUUAAAAAUGGAUGCGCCCUCGGGAGUCGGCAGAUCAAGUGCGAGAGCAGACUUAGAGAACUGGACCAGAUCCUCCGAGCCCAAGAUAAUCCUCUUCAGUUCAUCUGCCAAACCUUCGGCUUCAGCUCGGGCGAUCGCGAGCAACUCGACAAUUGGAUGGUACAUUCAUUCCAGAGGAACAUACCUCCGCAUUUCAGUCUCCUGUCCAGACCAGGAGGCGUGAUGCAAGUCUCUCUGCUAAGAAAUCAAGCGAGCUCGGAGGAGUAUCCAACUCUGCUCCAUUUCGCGGCACGUUUUGGCCUCGAAAAGCUCACUUGGCAGCUGUUAGAGUGUCCUGGCGGUGAUAUCGCCUGCGAUUUACGGAAUAUUUCCGACUUAACGCCAGCUGAGAUCGCCGAGCAAGCCGGCCACGCGAAAUUAGCUCAUCAGCUUCGCGGGUACAUGCAAAUGAACGAAUUUACAAGCAUGUACAGCUACCUGAAGAUCGUGAGCGAGUCCGUUAAUAAACCCACGCCUGACGACUCGACUGCGGUUGCUGCAACUACGCCUGUUGCGACACCGACAUCAGCAUCGGGGAUGUCGAAUGAUGACUGUGGUCAGCAAGAGUACUGUCGUCCUCGACCACUGAGCGAGGUUUAUUCUGUCCCUCCAGCUGCUAGACCUCUUACAGUAUUGAUAGCACCUCCUCAGCAAUCGACAAAUCCCUCUCGAAACAACUGCACCACUCCAGUAGCUGGACCAACUCCGGUACCAACUGCUGCGGCCUCCGAUGCUGCAUCUUCGGCAUCGACGUCCUUGACGACGUUCAGCGACUUUGAGUCGCCCUCUCAAGGCUACUUGGCGAUGCAUCCUGCAGUAGAUCCUCAAAAGGUAUCGACAACCCGCCCGGUUGCCCCCAGCAAUGCAUCAACCUCUGAUAUUCGCUCGAGAGAUCAGAGUGCAUCGACCAGAUCUUCAAAUUCGACCACAAGGUCGAACGACUCUUCGGGGCCGCAGGAUGAACUCCUGGAGAUCAUCAACGACUUCAAGAACGACGUCUUCACGAUUUCCGAGGUAGAACGUCUGGUAGAGAACUGGCGGAACCGAAACGACGUCCAGCAGAGCUUCAAGGACAAGCAAAGGCAGCUUGCCACGAUGAGGGAGGAGUACGAGAAGAUACAGAAAAGGCUGAAAGAGGAGAUGAAGGCCCCGACUCCCUUCGACAAGAUUCGGAAGUUCUUCUCGAAGGGCAAGAAAGGUAUGUGGAAGAGCGAUCGUUAUGACACGCUGGUCGAGAUGUUCGUUGCACCGAGACUAUUCAUUUUUCGUUCAGAUGCCAAGGAGUCGAUGAGCUCUUGCGAGGAUACUCCAUCGACGAAUAAGAUGGAGGUGCCAGUGACGGUGCACAGCGACCGUCGACCUUGCAGCAGCCUCAGCCUCCGCAGUACAUCCAGCUCGUCAUCUUCCGGUCGGAUGAGCACCGUCAGUGGCUGCAGUGGAACCAGCCUCGGUGACAGUGGUACACAUUCGGACCCUGAAGACAAAAGGCUUCGCAACCGGAGGGAGGACAGAAACGGAAUUAAGUGCUACGAGGUUCCGUCGACUCCCAAACCAGUCAAUGGCACUUGCUCGCCACUAUUAUGCGAGAAUUCUUCACCCACGACUGCGCUGCCAAAUGGCAUCCAGACACAUCAGCCUGCUGUAGACCAGAAGACCAACGAGUAUUACAUUGCGUUCCCUCCGUCCGGAUUACCCGUCCACUUGUUUAAACACAACGGUGCCUUGCAUGCCGACGACCCGAAGACGCCUGAUUCUCCAAGCGACCAGCCAAGAUAUCCUGAGUCGUCGGGAACAUCUUCAGGUCAGGAAGCGAAUUCGUCUUCAGAAAACCGCCAGUCUCGAAACUGCGAUCCCACAUCCCCAUCAUCCACGUCAGACUGUUCAGCGUCUUCUUCGGGAUCAUCCUCGUCGAUGAUCCCGAGUUCUCAGCAUCAGUUUGAAUCAUCUCCGGACCAUUCUCACGCAUCCCUUGAUUAUGCAAAUGUCUGUCCAAAAGCAUGCGACCGUGAGAGAACCUGUUCAGACCUAAGCGAUCCGUCGAAAGCUGAGAAUCUAAAUGGCGAACAAGAAGCUGUCUCGGUAGCGGCAGUUAAUUCUUCAGACUCCUCUCCAGAGGUUACUAAAAACAUUGAAAAUGCCAGAAUGGAGAUAGAGUCCCAGAAAACGGAAAGAGUCUUGGAACGCAAAAUCGACCCUACCGAGAUCAUCGACGUGGACGUCGUGGACGGGCCAACAUCGACGGACCAUCUUCCACAAUACAUGAACAUCACUGCGAACGCGAUGCAGAGGAACAUCCCCGCACUUAUUUCCGGGCCCAUCGGGACAUCCUUGCCAGGUCCUCCGGUUCCCAGACGUGGAAAAUUCUCCUGUUUCCCGAUCGAUGCCGCCGAUCGCCUGAACACGAUAAAAUCCGCGACAUGAGCUUAUUGAACAAACGAAACGGAGGAGCAGUUUAAACGCUGUAGGCGGAAAUUUAAUAUUGUACAUACAUACCAUGGGCGGAAUCGUUUUCUUCAGACACGGGAGAUAAAAUCGGCGGCAGAAGUAUGCUCCGAAACGAGAGGAAUGGCCAGAUAAUAUCUGCGACACGGCUGGGCGCGAUGUGAGGUGUCUUUUAAACGGGAAGAGUAACUCGAUAAGAUCUGCAACAUGACUCGGUAGGACGUAAGGAAUCGUUUAAGUAGAUUAAGCAGAAGAACAGUUGUAAUGCGUGAUACGAGAUGGGACUAUUGAAGGAUGUUCGCUCCUCCACUUUUGAUCCUGAUGUUUUCUGCAGUGUACAUUGUGCAUACAGGGAUUGAAUUAGUGGAUCGACGUCCAUUUCGGUUCUCCUCCCGAAACGAUGCGACAAAGCCCUUGACAUGAUUCCCUGCAAACAGGUGGCUUUUAAGCGGGAGAAAUAAUUGCGGCUCGUGAAUGAAUGAAUGAAUGAACGAACGACUGACUGUACACCGGGUUCCUUCAUUCCUCACUUUGCUACUAGCCGCAUACGUUAAUUGAAUGAAUGAAUCGCCUUCAGCACAAGUCCGGAGAAGACGGACCUGGAUAUAAAUAGACGGGGAACCACGAAUGGUAGGGAUAGAGAGGAAAGCGUCGAUACCAGUCGUCCUUCGAGUUUGUCGCAACGUACAUGUCACGCGUAUACAUCACGAUGAAGGACGCGGGCCAGACUUCGGCGAAAUAUUGCGAGAUUACGGUUUUACCGGAGGUCUUGUCUCGUGGACGCUCAUUGCGAGAGUUAUGGCAAAUGCUGUCCUACGAGCUGCGGUGGAGCUGUGUGCUCUAGACCAGUUACUCAGCGACAACCAAAUAACUACG